This is a messenger RNA of Cololabis saira (Pacific saury), 2382 nucleotides long. RefSeq names its product solute carrier family 39 member 13 (gene slc39a13). Gene Ontology annotation, molecular function: zinc ion transmembrane transporter activity. Gene Ontology annotation, biological process: intracellular zinc ion homeostasis; zinc ion transmembrane transport. The record is from RefSeq and is a predicted model, not a curated record. NCBI's taxonomy places the organism in Eukaryota, Metazoa, Chordata, Actinopteri, Beloniformes, Belonidae. The transcript has 10 exons. Bases 3 to 1475 code for a protein of 490 amino acids. Gene Ontology annotation, cellular component: membrane.
AAAUGUGUUUCUGGGUCCUUUCAAAGUCACUUCCUGCAGCCCUGGAUCUCCGGAGGGGGCGGGAUCCAUGUGGCGACUCCCCUCCAGUGUUUUCAUUUUUUCCUGCUGAUACGUGGCUGUUUGGGAAAAGCGGCGGCGACACGGCAGCUCGUGGCCCGUCAAAGGUUUCUCUGCAGCGGCAGCAGCAGCAACAGCAGCUGGAGCUCUGCGGAAACUCUCCUCUGCCUGCUCCAUCACCCGGCCUGGAUGGCAGGGACACACUGGUGCACAGACUGCCGAAACCACAAGCAUUACUGGUUGCAAGUGAUCGUUGGACCGUGGGAGGGAUGAACAGUGGAUGUUACUGGAGGCCCAGCUGGGCUAUAGCUGCUCUGUUUAUCCCUGUUACCCUGCUAAUGCUGACCUGCAGGGGGGCUUCAAGCGGCCAGAAGAUGACACAAACUGCCAUGUCUCAAGCGGGAGCCACAGCUGCAGGACUAGGUCCCAGCCUGACAGAUGACCUCCCAGGCCUCCAGGCAGUAGCAGACUUUUUAGCCAGUGAGCAUACACAUGUUUGGCUCCUGUCCCUGGUGGGCUCUGUUGCUGUAGGCCUCAGUGGGAUUUUCCCCCUACUUGUUAUUCCCAUUGAAGCUGGAGCAACCCUUAAAACAGAAGCUGGGUGCCAGAAACUGAAGCAGCUCUUGAGCUUUGCUAUUGGUGGUCUCCUUGGUGAUGUGUUCCUUCACCUUCUUCCUGAGGCGUGGGCGCUCUCCAGCUAUUCAGUUUCUAAACGAAACCACUACAUGUCCCAAGGCUUGUGGGUAAUCAUUGGGCUCCUGGCCUUCCUUCUGUUGGAGAAAAUGUUCCCAGACCAAGACAGCCUAGAAGAUUCCACCUCAGAUUCAGACCUAAAUUUCAACCUAUCUACACGGUCUGAUUCAGCUGUCAGUGGAAAAACAGUGGCGUCACUCAGGAAUGGACACCAUGCUGAGCCACAGAGAGCCUCCAAGCAACACAGUCUGCAGUGUAGAUCAGAGAAGAUCAAGACGAGUGGAUACCUAAAUCUGCUGGCCAACUGCAUUGACAACUUCACCCAUGGAUUGGCAGUAGCUGGGAGUUUCUUGGUCAGCAAAAAGGUCGGAUUUCUCACCACCUUUGCCAUCCUUCUCCAUGAAAUUCCCCAUGAGGUGGGAGAUUUCGCCAUCCUGCUGAGAGCAGGGUUCGAUCGCUGGAGUGCCGCUCGCAUGCAGCUGUCUACAGCCCUGGUUGGGAUCUUGGGAGCCUGUUUUGCUUUGUGUGUUGAGUCACCAAAAGGCACAGCCAACGCCAGUUGCUGGAUAUUGCCUUUCACCGCUGGAGGAUUCCUCUACAUAGCCUUGGUGAAUGUAGUGCCUGACCUGCUACAAGAGUCCAGUUUAAGGCACUCGCUACUGCAAAUACUGCUCAUUUUUUGCGGUGUGGCCAUCAUGGCUGUGCUUUCUGCCAUUGUGGACUGAUUACGGAGGACACACCCCUCUUGCCUUACCAAAUACUACCAGUGGAAAGCAAUCUUCUUCCUAACCAACUCCUCAUAUGUUACCCCACCAAUCAUGGACACAUUGUCUUGAUUUAAAAGCUUUAAGUGAUGUAUAAUGUCAUUACCAGGUUACAGUUAAGCAAUCAAAUAUCCGUUAAGGACUGGCACUUUACAGAGGGAGGACUAAAGGAAUACCCUCUUGAUCAGAUGACAGGACCUUACACUUAAAAAUGUGCCAUACCUAAAACCCGAGGAGGAAUCAAAAAGGUUUGGAUUGAGAUCUGUUACCAAACUGUCUUUCAGACAAUCAUGAUGUUUUGCACAUAUAUUUACACGAUGUACAUUGUCAGUAACAAUAAUAAUUCCUGUUUUCAACAGAACAGGUGUUACUGGCCCUGCACGUGACUUCUUCUUUACAAUAUAGUCAAACUUUAAAUUUGUAAAAUGUUCUGUGUAUUUUUACUGAUGUGUAUACUUUGUUUCUCAUGUAGAUUCUGUAUAUUUAUUGAAAAUGAGCAAAGUUUUAUUGCCCCUCCCCUUUGUGAUCUUCUAGUGUUCUUUAGAAAUAAGUGCCAAUAUAUCAGGAUGAUUUUUUUUACUGUUCACGACGAACCAAAGUACCUUGUAAGUAUUUGUUUUGAUCACACAUUAUAGUAUGUUUGCACCUUUUGAACAUUGGUGCUCUCGUACAGUUCUUUUUUCCCAAAUAAUAAUGACAGUGUGACUGAAAAUAAAGAUUCAUAGUGUUUCAUAUUAAGUUGCACCAUAUUUUUUGCUAACAGUUUGAGACAAGGGGCAAAUAAUUUUUUUUAGAAAGUUGACCCCAAGGAUUUACUCAUGUCAUGUUGUUACACAUUUGAAGAAGAAAUAAACUUAAUUUCAGACAA